Molecule: messenger RNA, 1836 nt
Organism: Anneissia japonica
Lineage: Eukaryota; Metazoa; Echinodermata; Crinoidea; Comatulida; Comatulidae
Product: 26S proteasome regulatory subunit 8
Exons: 11
Coding region: 72-1283 (403 amino acids)
Biological process (GO): proteasome-mediated ubiquitin-dependent protein catabolic process
Cellular component (GO): proteasome regulatory particle, base subcomplex
Molecular function (GO): proteasome-activating activity; ATP hydrolysis activity; ATP binding
Source: RefSeq, a predicted model, not a curated record
AAGGUCGCUUUAGAAGACAAAAACGUGGAUUGGAGACUACGUGUAUCCCACCAUGCUUAGCAAAUACAAAGAUGGCGACUAUUACUGAGAUGGAGGUCGAUACGAACAAAGGUACAGGGAUACGCCAGUAUUACAUGACAAAAAUAGAGGAAUUACAGCUUGUAGUAAAUGAUAAAACUCAAAAUUUAAGAAGACUUGAAGCACAAAGAAAUGAGUUAAAUUCAAAAGUACGCAUGUUAAGAGAGGAACUGCAGUUACUGCAAGAACAAGGAUCAUAUGUAGGUGAAGUUGUGAAACCAAUGGACAAGAAAAAGGUGCUUGUUAAGGUACACCCAGAAGGAAAGUUUGUUGUGGAUAUUGACAAAUCUAUUGAUAUAGGAGAUGUUACACCAAACUCAAGAGUAGCACUCCGUAAUGAUAGUUACACACUUCACAAGAUACUUCCAAACAAGGUUGAUCCACUGGUUAGUUUGAUGAUGGUUGAGAAAGUUCCAGAUUCAACAUAUGAGAUGGUUGGUGGCCUUGACAAACAGAUCAAAGAAAUUAAAGAGGUCAUUGAACUCCCUGUCAAACAUCCUGAGCUCUUUGAUGCAUUGGGAAUUGCUCAACCUAAGGGGGUUCUGUUAUAUGGACCACCAGGGACUGGCAAAACUCUACUUGCCCGUGCAGUUGCCCAUCACACAGAAUGCACAUUCAUCCGUGUCUCUGGCUCCGAACUUGUACAGAAAUUUAUAGGCGAAGGUUCUCGAAUGGUGCGAGAAUUGUUUGUAAUGGCAAGGGAACAUGCACCUUCUAUCAUCUUCAUGGAUGAAAUUGAUUCGAUUGGUUCAUCCCGUAUCGAGGGAAGUUCAGGUGGUGAUAGUGAAGUUCAACGUACAAUGUUGGAACUCCUUAAUCAGCUAGAUGGCUUUGAAGCUACAGUCAACAUUAAGGUAAUUAUGGCUACAAAUAGGAUUGACAUUUUGGAUUCGGCAUUGCUGCGACCGGGACGUAUCGACAGAAAGAUUGAAUUCCCUCCACCAAAUGAAGAAGCUCGUUCAGACAUCUUAAAGAUUCACUCGCGCAAAAUGAAUUUGACUCGUGGUAUUAAUCUGCGCAAGAUUGCUGAAACAAUGCCAGGAGCUUCAGGCGCUGAAGUUAAGGGGGUGUGUACCGAAGCAGGAAUGUAUGCAUUACGUGAACGACGUGUACAUGUCACUCAGGAGGAUUUUGAACUUGCUGUAGCCAAGGUGAUGCUGAAGGAUUCUGAGAAGAAUAUGUCUAUCAAGAAAUUCUGGAAAUAAUUGUGCUCAAGCCGUUCUAGUACCAUAGCAAUGUGAUGCCUUAAGGUGUGUUUGCAUUGGAUUAAAAUUGGCCAAACUAAGCAUAUACCUGUUUACUUUGACAAAAAAGCCCAUUGUGUAUAAUCUGGGUAACAUUCUCCUUGAUGAGUGGCAAGUUUAAGCGAGUAAACAUUGCCCAGGACAAAUAAUCAAGCUGUAUUCCCCAAAUAGAAAUGUCCAAUGCAAACAGCGCAACUCAUGUAUCACAGAACCUUUCAGCUAUUAAAACUGAAAAUGCGCAAAAUCUUACUACAGUAUCUUGAACUGCCUCUGUAUUCAAAACUGAAAGUGAGAAUAGUUGAAUGAUUUCACCAAGGUAGAUUUGCCCCUCAUGCAAAUACAGCUUAAGUAAAUAUAUAGUUUUUCGCUGAAAAAAAUUAUGCUUUUGUUUGUUUAAGUUGAUGAUCAUUCAGAAACUGAAUUUUUCUAUUUUGAUCACUCUGUUUACUGGCAUACUGAUAUUUCACCAUUACUAAAUGGAAUUUGUAACAAGAAAAUAAAAAGCUAUUAAGUA